Messenger RNA from Scleropages formosus (Asian bonytongue), 1942 nucleotides. Its product is annotated as guanine nucleotide-binding protein G(I)/G(S)/G(O) subunit gamma-5. Lineage: Eukaryota; Metazoa; Chordata; Actinopteri; Osteoglossiformes; Osteoglossidae. The record is from RefSeq and is a predicted model, not a curated record. The transcript has 3 exons. Bases 132 to 347 code for a protein of 71 amino acids. Gene Ontology annotation, molecular function: G-protein beta-subunit binding. Gene Ontology annotation, biological process: G protein-coupled receptor signaling pathway. Gene Ontology annotation, cellular component: heterotrimeric G-protein complex.
GGAAUCGCUGUGUUUCCCGCGAGAGAAAGAAGGGGGAGUGUGUGAGUCGCCCAGUUGGCUUUGGGUUCCUGGAUUUUUUUUUUUUCUUUUUUUUUUUUUUUGGACGAGGACACGUUGGGUGAGAAACAGUCAUGUCCAACAACAGCGCCAAAAGCAACCUGGUGAUCGCGCAGAAGAUGGUCAAGCAGCUACGGCUCGAGGCCAGUGUGCGCAGGAUCAAGGUCUCCCAGGCUGCAACAGAUCUAAAAAACUUCUGUUUGCAAAAUGCACACAAGGACCCGCUCCUCGUGGGGGUCCCCUCCAGCGAGAAUCCCUUCCGGCCUCCCAAAUCCUGCACCCUGUUUUGAGGUACUUGCCCCCCGUGUCCCUCAUCUAGCCUGACAGCAAUGGAGUAUACGCAAGUCGUCCCCCCCCCCCCGACUCCAUCCGAGCCUUCGCUGCUUGGUCCAUUCAUUCUUGGAGCACAUCCUCUAUACUUAUGAGCACUGUGACACCCCUCACCUCAACACUGACAUGCCUACUUUUUUUUUUUUUUUUUUUUAACACACACACUCACACACUAUCUUUAACCAUUUAACACUACCAGGCAACUUAUUUCCUCAUUUCAAGAAAACGGCCUGCUUUCAUACAGUUAUGUUAAGCUGCUUACUGAAUUCCUUUAUCCAAAGUGAUGCCGAGAGCUGAAUUUUUAGUUUUAUACAUUGAACCAGCAGUUUUUAUUGAAAUGAUUCAGGUUAAGUACCAGGCUAGGGAUUUCAGCCUGCAGACCCUUUAAGUGCAGCUCCUUAACCACUACGCUGUCCGCCACCCAGCAGACCUGACCCUCUCAGGUCUCACAGCCUUUUUCAGUAACUAAGCACUUCACUACAAGUAGAAAUUGGUCAGUUGGAUUUAUUGAAUUCACUAAACUAGGAAAUGUGUUCAUGGUGUGCUCUCACUAAGUACAUGUAAUAUUUGAUGUGGUUGCUGGGGGUUUGAUGGACUCUUGUUGCAUAGAAGUGGACUUUGGUACCCAGCGGUGCUCCGGUGUGUUUGGUGCAGCGAGAGCCCUCCUUGCUUUGCGUUGCCUUAACUGACAGUCUCCGCGCUGGUUAGCAUGCAGGCUCAUCUUAUUGUCUUUCUCCUCAUCUAAAGGCUCCUACUGAAAAUGUUCAAGUAACUCUCUUCAAGCCUAUAGUUUAUCUUUGGUCAAAAACAUGUCUGACACAAUAAAAUAAGAUCACUUUUUUUUUUUUUUUUUUUGUUUUGUUUUGUUUUGUUAAUAGUAUAUUUCUACCGGGGCAUAAAUACACCAGGCCUAUUUUGCCACUUUUUAAGCAAGAAGGUGUGCGCUAGCAGUAAUUUUGUACACGCCAUAGUUAAUGUGGAAGUAUUUGAGUUUUUGUCUAAUACUAUACAAGCUGCAACUUUAACAAGUUUUUUUGAAACUGAAGAUAUAGAGUAGAAAGUAAAUAUAACUACCUGAUUUGCAUCACUAAUUAUUAAAGUCAGAAAUUAAGAUUUUUCUUGCUUUUCACUUAUGUACAUUAAGUAAUUUUCAGAAAAAAGCUUUUUAAAUACAACGAAAUGUACUGAAAAGAAUACCUGUAGUAGCUUUUGACAUAGACAGACAUAGGAAGGCUGUAAAUAGUCAGAUUUUUGGAAGUCAAAGUUAAAUAUUAAUACAGCUUGAUAUGAGUGGCUCAGGGUAACAACUGAAUAAGUGCAUAAACAACCUAAACCAGCUUAUGUGUUCAGUUUUUUUUUUUAAAUAAUAAAUUGGAAAUAUGUGCAUGAAAAUCAGUCACCCUGUAGUAGAGCUGUGCUAUCUUGUGGAAUUGAGGUUUUGAAAGUCUUACAGCUGUGAAAACGAAACCCAAAAGUAGUGGCUCAGUUUUCUUUGUGUGGCUGCUCAGAUUCAGGCUCACAAAGUGCAUGCAAACGCCUGGUAAUUAUUUAUAAA